This is a messenger RNA of Galleria mellonella (greater wax moth), 3625 nucleotides long. Its product is annotated as UNC93-like protein. Gene Ontology annotation, molecular function: potassium channel regulator activity. The transcript has 12 exons. Gene Ontology annotation, cellular component: plasma membrane; striated muscle dense body. Bases 256 to 1716 code for a protein of 486 amino acids. NCBI's taxonomy places the organism in Eukaryota, Metazoa, Arthropoda, Insecta, Lepidoptera, Pyralidae. Gene Ontology annotation, biological process: regulation of muscle contraction; regulation of potassium ion transport. The record is from RefSeq and is a predicted model, not a curated record.
CAGUAUGUACGAGGCCUUCGCUUUACCCAUUCAUAGUUCGCUCACACUGGCCGACUGAGCCUGCCAUAUUUAGCUCGGGUAACAAUACAAUAAUAAACAAAAAUAAGUAAAUUAAAUACACAAUAAUAAUUUAAUAAUAAAAAAAUAAAUAAAAAAGUUAGAUUAAAUGCUCGCGUUUAAAGAUAAAAUGCUAUUUACUAAAAGUUGAAUGUGUUAGUGAUUUAUUAUUUAACAAGUUUUAAAGAAAAACCAACCAUGCCCGAAAAGUCCGUGGUGUUUGGCACGAACGAAAAAUGGCGGAUCAACCGAAACAUCUUCGUGCUUGGCUUCGCGUUCAUGAUCCAUUUCACGGCGUUCCACGGCGCUGCCAACCUGCAGAGCUCGGUGAACACUGACGCUGGUGCUGGUGCCUUCACAUUAGCUGCUAUAUACUUCUCCCUUAUAUUGUCCAAUAUUUUGUUACCGGCUAUAGUUAUUAAAUGGCUAGGUUGCAAAUGGACAAUGGCAUGGUCGUUCAUUACUUACAUGCCAUUUAUAGCGGCUCAAUUCUACCCGAAAUUGUACACCUUGGUCCCAGCCGGCAUGAUGGUGGGUUUUGGUGGGGGGCCUCUUUGGUGUGCUAAAUGCACCUAUUUAUCUGUGGUCGCAGAGCCAUACGCAAAGUUGUCCGGCGUACCUGCCGACAUUUUGGUGGUGCGAUUUUUUGGCCUCUUCUUUAUGUUCUACCAAAUGGCGCAGAUCUGGGGCAAUCUCAUAUCUUCCAGCAUUCUAAAAUCCUCGCUCGGUGAGGACACAGUAUCGCUGAACGAGACGUGGACGACUUUGAUUGGUGACGUCACUAAUAGUACAGUGCGCCCACCAGCUCUGAACUUGGGUUCUUGUGGAGUCAACUUCUGCAGUGGAAGCACUUCGGAGGAAAACACAAACCUGGUGCCACCAUCCGAGACGAAGAUCCACGUAAUAGCGGGAGUAUACCUCGCGUGCAUGGCCGCCGCCAUGUUACUAGUAAUCGUUGGUGUCGACUCGCUUACCAGAUACACAUCGGGUCGUAAGAUAAGUAACGAAGGCAAGUCGGGUGUGCGCCUGCUGGCGGUGACGCUGCGCCAGCUGCGGCACAAGUACCAGCUGUUGCUGCUGCCUGUCAUCGGCUACAUCGGCGCUGAGCAGGCGUUCAUGGCGGCUGACUUCACACAGGCAUUCGUGGGUUGUGCAUACGGCAUCAGCAAUAUUGGAUACGUGAUGAUAGCAUUUGGUGUGUUCAACGCGCUGGCGGCGCCCCUCGCCGGCGGGAUGGUGAAGCUCACCGGGCGGUAUCCGGUCAUGGUCACCGCGUUGAUCCUGAACUUGUGCCUGCUGUCGGCGCUGCUGCGGUGGCGGCCCGACCCCGACCAGUGGUUCGUGUUCUACCUGCUGGCGUCGGUGUGGGGCGCCGCUGACGCUGUGUGGCUGGUGCAAGUCAAUGCUCUAUCUGGUAUCCUGUUCCCUGGUAAUGAAGAGGCGGCUUACUCGAACUUCAGGUUAUGGGAGUCGACGGGCAGCGUGCUUUCAUAUGCGACCGCGCCUUAUCUCUGUGUCCGAACCAGGUUAUAUAUCCUAUUGGGGUUGCUUAUAUUCGGUUUCUCCGGGUACACCACAAUAGAACUGAUGGAGUACAGAGUGAAGAAAGCCCACCAUCGGGAGAGGAACUUCGACCUUGUGGGGAAAAGUGAUUCCUAGUACCAAUAUGCCGUUAGUGUUUUAUAAAUGUACAAAUAUAAUAAUUUUUGAGUUAAACUAUUUUUAAUAGAAAUUCUGCUGCAUGUUGUUCUUAAUAUUAAUCACUAGACACUAAUCUGGCCAAUUAUAUCAUUAUAUCAGUCUUUAAACAUCCACUGCUGUACAUAAGCCUCCCCUUUGGAGAGUUUUGCCAAUAGUUGCCACGCUUGCUAUACAUAGUUAACAGAGCAAUGAUCCCAGAUAAGGUAAUUUUGUUGAUGGUUUCCAUUGUGGAGAACAUAAUAUUUGACAAACUUAAGUUUAAUCAGUAUAAUUUAUUAUUUUCGGUAGUACGUCGUCAAAUAGUCAUAAUGUAUUUUUUUUUUAAAUUGGGCAGUUUUAAAAUUGAUAGUUUAUUUAAUAUGGUAUUAACACAUAUAAAAAAUACACUGGUAAACACUUAUAUUAGCUAUUACCCGCGACUUCGUCCGUAUGACUAGAAUAUGUCCACUGAUCGGGAAAAUUAGUAGCCUCUGUUCUUACUAAUUUUUUUUUAUGGUUUGUGGUACAGUAUUAGAUUAGAUUAGAUUAGAUUUUUUUAUUUGCGAGAACAUUGUUUUUUACAGAUAUUGAUCUAUUAGGUGAAGUACAAAUGUUCGCCUUAUAUUCUAAAGCAUGCAAAAUUAUUAAUAGGUACAAGAUACAUCACAUUUAAUACAUACAUAUAUGUGCUAAUUAAUAAUAGAGUACAAAUUAUGUCAUUCUGUAAAUAAUUCUAUUAAGGCAUUUAAGGCAUCCCGUCCUCGCUAUUGGAUACGGGUGACGGAAUGCCUAUACAAGAGGGUACAUGGUGAACGCAGUUUAGACGCAAUAUUUGAGGAGCAUUAGGAAGGUACUACGGCCGGAUACUGCAACAAAAAAAAGAGUAUGUGGUCGGCCCCCGAACUGGCGACUUCUGCUGUAGAAAAAGCUUAUAUUAAGCUUAAAGUUAACUUUUAUACUAAAUUUCACGACAACUGGUUGAGCUGUUAAAGCAUUAAAAGGUAAUAAACAGUCAAAUUUUCAUACAUUUUUUCAUUUCACUGAAAUAGGUUAAAUUUAGGUAUUUAAAUUUGUGUUCAAAUAUAUUUAGUUCUAGAACUUCAGUUCUUCACUUCAGAAUUUUAGAAUGAGGUUCCAUCUGUCUACUUCGUAGAAAAUUGUAGGUAGAUUCUUCAUCAUAUCAGCCAGUAACUGUCCACUGCUGAACAUAAGUUUCCUCCAUAUCUAAGGAGAGUUUUGUCAGUACUUGCUACGCUUGGCAGGCAGGUUGGCAAGUAACAGGCACUAUAUCUAUGAUUCUGUAAGAGAUUUGACGUGAAGAUAGAACAUUUUGGAGAUACUAUUUUAUUAUCUUAAGAUUCGUUGACAGUAAUUGUAGUAUAAAACACAUACGCAUACACACACACAAAGACAUUUUUUUUCCAAUAUUAACUUAAUUGUUCUUUUUUUAUCUCCUACUAUUAAUUAUUGUUUUUUAUUUUUAUUUUUGGAUUGUGUAAUUUCAGCGGAAUGCAUUUUGUUUAAUUAUUUAAACACAUAUCGGUUGGGGGCCUGGUGAUCUGCACUACAGGUCUUAACCUAUUACAGACACUAGACCACUAUACCUCAUAGCAGAGUUCCAUAUUAUUUUAAUUUUAUUUUAUCCUAAAUACCUAUGUGUAAAUUUAAGUUGUUUGUCAGGAGACAUAAAUAAAUAUAUUAUUAUUAUUAUAAAAAUUAGAUAAUUUCCCAAAACUAACAUAGACUUUGAUUUCAUGUUUUCUUAAGAAUUAUAUAAUUUUUUUUCAAAACAAUGUAAUAAUAUUAUAAUUUACGGCUGCAACUAGAACUUAAUGGUUACUUUUUAAGGUUUGAAAUAUUUUAAUUUGUAUAAAUUUGUUACGAGACA